GGCUUGAGGAAGAUUGAAACUCGUGCGAAAUAAUGGAAGUGCAUAUGGAGCCCAACGAUACGUUCAUAUCGGCGAUUGAUCCGCCUAUCGGCCGACCUUGUCUUCAGCAGCAGGUGUUUGUGAAGAAAACGGCGCGCAACAAAAAACAAGCGAAGCCGGCAAUCGUGGCCGUACCACUGGAGGAAGCGUUACGGACGGAGAUAAACACCAAUAACAUGAAAACGCCGAUAUCGGUGCUGCAGGAGCUGCUGAGCAGGCGUGGAAUCACUCCGCAAUACGAUCUCAUCCAGGUCGAAGGAGCUGUCCACGAACCGACCUUCCGGUAUCGUGUAUCGUAUCAGGAUAAAGAUGCAAUGGGAACGGGCAAGUCCAAGAAAGAGGCCAAGCAUGCAGCAGCCAAAGCACUGAUCGACAAACUCACCGGUAUGUCGUACAACGAGCAACAGACAGGCCAGCUGAUUAUGAAACCAGAGAACCUCAACAAUCACACUGCGAUGAGCGCUGAAGAGGAACCAACCGGUAAUCCGAUCGGUUGGUUACAAGAAAUGUGCAUGGCACGGCGCUGGCCGCCGCCGAUGUAUGAAACGGAAAUGGAGGUCGGGCUUCCUCACGAACGACAGUUUACGAUUGCGUGCGUUGUGCUCAAGUUUCGUGAGGUGGGUGAGGGCAAGAGCAAGAAGGUAGCUAAACGCCAGGCCGCCCAGAAGAUGUGGAUACGGUUGCAGGAUCAACCCAUGGAGUCAAAUCAGAUCAUGCAGCUUCUUGAUGAAGACGGCAACGAAGAGCUACGACCGAGUGGCAUUAUUGGUCGAUUUGCCGGCUUAAAGAACGCCACCAUACCGAACCUCACGACAGCCCACGGGCAGAAGGUAUCACAGUUUCACAAGACGCUGAAAUCGCGCGCUGGUGAAGCUCUCACCAACCUGCAGAACACAAGUCUAAGCGACAGUACGAUCGAUUUCAUUCUAAUGCUCGAAGACAUCGCCAGCGAACAACGAUUCGAAGUGACCUACGUCGAUAUUGACGAGAAAACACACAGUGGCCAGUUCCAGUGUUUGGUGCAGCUCUCAACGAUGCCGGUGGCCGUUUGCCAUGGCACCGGACAUACAGUGCGCGAUGCUCAGCUGCUGGCAGCCCGCAAUUCGCUCGAGUACUUGAAAAUUAUGACCAAAUCAUGA
Molecule: messenger RNA, 1178 nt
Organism: Anopheles cruzii
Lineage: Eukaryota; Metazoa; Arthropoda; Insecta; Diptera; Culicidae
Gene: loqs
Product: interferon-inducible double-stranded RNA-dependent protein kinase activator A homolog
Exons: 5
Coding region: 33-1178 (381 amino acids)
Source: RefSeq, a predicted model, not a curated record